GCACCACCCUCUCUCUCCUGGCUGGCUGUGUGGGACCGUCCGCGGCAGUAACUUAAAACCAGGAGACGAGUGGUCCAGACGAGUCCGCAAACGAGGCGUUCCCAGCCACCCUGGUCAGACCGAGAGAUAUCCAUCGCCUCCGUCCGCCAUCUCUCUGCGCCGGGGACAACAAUCCGUCCGCCGCUCACCAUAGGCGCCUGUGACUCGUGUGUUGUUUUUAUGUUUUCCAGACUGGAAAACGACACUGGACGCACAGAACUAACUGGCUAGCUCUGUAGCUAGCAUCAGUUAGCUUAAUAGCAAUCAGCUUUAAACGUACUCGAAUUAAAUGUAGGGGCUUUUUGUAAUUUUACUGACUUUCGAGAAGAGAAUAUGGAUAUAUUUUAAAACUGCUUUUGGUUAGAAUAUGUAUUUUACCGUGUUGGUUAUUUUCGCGAUAUUUAGCAGCUUUGCUUAAGUUUUGUAGCACCAGCCAGACUGUCGCCUUGGGCAGCUAGCAUGUUAGCUGCUGGACACAGACGCCGUUUUCCGGACACUCACAGAUGGAAGAUCCGCCGUACAAGAUAGCUGCUCGGCUUAUCUGUCCGCUUCGCAACGGGCUCCAAAGCGGGACUACUUCACUUCCUUUUGGUUAUCAUUGUUAGUCCACGGACACCAGCAACAAGAAUAACAACAGCAAAUCUUUUUUUUUUCUGCAUUAUUUCUCAAUGUGUUGUGCUGUACUGUCUGGGAGAUCAGUUCAAGUUAUUGGGCUGACUUUUGAGGAAAUACGUGGAGAAAGUGAGUAGAAGCUGUUGUAGCAGAGGACCAAAAGAAGUACAGCACGCCUCGGAGGAGACCAAGUAACGAUAUCAAAGUACGCUGUGAGCCGAGCCGCAAUGAAAUCUAUGGCAAGAUCUGCGUUUUGCUUUGCGAUCUUCCUGACUUCUGUGGCUGCUGCGCAGGGUGAGGAGAGGGAGUGUGCCUUCACGGACCAGCUGCCGCAGUGGGAGGUCAAGCGAGUGGCGGAGGGCGAAGGCAGGGUCUCCCCAGAGAACACCACCAUCCGAUGUGCCAAGGGAAAGCACUGCUUUGGCCUGUGGGAGAAAACCCCGCCUGGUGAAUUACAGCUGGUCAAACAAGGUUGCUGGAGUCACCUUGCUGAUAACCAUGGCUGCCAUGACGACCGAUGUGUGGUGACCAGCCUGCCGCCUCCGAUCCAGAAUGGAACGUACCACUUCUGCUGCUGCGGCAGCGACAUGUGCAACGUAAAUUUCACGGAGGACUUCCCGGUGCCGAGCCCCACGCCUCCGCAGCCGCUCACCCAUGGAACGCUGCGUCACGAAGAGACAGUAACCAUCGCCCUGGCAACAGUCUCCUUGCUGGUUGUGGUCGCCGUAGCAGCCUUCUUUGGUUGCCGCAUGAUGCACAGAAAUGGCAAACAAGGGCUGCACAACCUCAACAUGAUGGAGGCUGCCGGCUCUGAGAGCUCACUGGACCUUGACAAUCUCAAACUGCUGGAGCUGAUUGGACGUGGCAGAUACGGCACAGUGUACUGCGGCUCUUUGGACGAGCGGCCCGUCGCCGUCAAAGUGUUUACAGCAGCCAAUCGGCAGAACUUUGUCAACGAGUGCUCCAUCUACCGCCUGCCGCUCCUGGAGCACGAUAACAUCGCCCGGUUCAUCGCUGCCGACGAGCGGACAGGCCCCGAGGGCCGGUCAGAAUACCUGCUGGUCAUGGACUACUACCCACAUGGCUCGUUGAGUCACUACUUGAGCCUCCAGACCAACGACUGGGUCAACAGCUGCCGGUUAGCUCAUUCUGUCACUCGAGGCCUGGCGUACCUGCACACCGAGCUCUUUAAAGGAGAUUUGUACAAGCCAGCCGUUUCCCACAGGGACCUGAACAGCAGGAAUGUCCUGGUCAAGGCCGACGGCACGUGUGUCAUCAUCGAUUUUGGCCUGUCCAUGAAGCUGACGGGGAACAGGCCGGCGCGCCACGGAGAGGAGGAGAACGCCGCUAUAAGCGAGGUGGGGACAAUCCGCUACAUGGCUCCAGAAGUGCUGGAAGGUGCUGUGAAUCUGAGGGACUGUGAAUCGGCGCUGAAGCAGGUGGAUAUGUACGCUCUGGGCCUGAUUUACUGGGAGAUCUUCAUGCGAUGUACCGACCUCUUCCCUGGAGAGUCGGUGCCAGAGUACCAGAUGGCCUUUCAGGCAGAGGCAGGAAACCACCCCACGUUUGAGGACAUGCAGGUCCUGGUAUCCAGGGAGAAGCAACGGCCCAAGUUCCCCGAGGCUUGGAAGGAGAACAGCUUGGCGGUUCGCUCUCUGAAAGAGACAAUGGAGGACUGCUGGGACCAGGAUGCAGAGGCCCGUCUCACAGCACAGUGCGCCGAGGAACGCCUCGCAGAGCUGCUCCUCAUAUGGGACCGCUCCAAGUCUGUCAGUCCAACCCUCAAUCCCAUGUCCACCACGCUGCACAAUGAAAGAAACCGCAUGACCCCCAAGUCGGGUCCUUACACAGACCACCCCUCCACCUACAUCGAAGAGCAAGAGGGUGUAGCUAAGAACCAACAGGUGGACACCACCGGUUCCUUAACAGGCAGGGUGGGAGUGGGAACUGGAGAGAGAAACAGGAAUUCCAUUAACCAGGAACGCCAGCAGCAAGCCAACGCCCGCUUGCCCAGCCCAGAAGGCAGCAGCACCAGCAUGGGGCUAAGAGGCAGUCCAUCCACCUCUACUACUACCACCACCAUCAUCUCUGAAUCUGAAGGGCCCACAGGGGCCAGCACAGUCCCCGUUUGCCUACACCUGACCCAGGAGGAUUUGGAAACGACAAAGCUGGAUCCUAAAGAGGUGGACAAGAACCUAAAGGAGAGCUCUGAUGAGAAUCUAAUGGAGCACUCGCAGAAACAGUUCUGCUCACCUGACCCACUGAGCCCUGGAAGUUCCAGCUUACUCUACCCCCUUAUCAAGAUGGCCAGUGAGGCCUCGGGAACAUCGGACCCGGCUGCAGCAAUGCCCACAGCUAUCUUUCCCCUGCCUAAGCAGCAGAAUCUGCCAAAGAGGCCGUCCAGUCUGCCCCUGAGAAACAAGCCAGCCAAGAAGGAGUCCUCAUCCUCCUCGCUCAGGUUUAAGUUCGGACGUUCGGGGAAGUCCAACCUGCGGCAGGUAGAGGGAACAAAGAUGAACAUUGGUGUGGUGACGGGCCCUAGCAUUGUGGAGGCACCGUCGGGAUCAGGCACUAACAACAUCCCUGUUAUAAGGGACACACACGUCAUUGGGGCCGUUAACGGUCACGCCGGCGUAGUGUCCGGCGGGGCGGGUGUUGUCCAGAACGGCUCUGUACCUCUGAGGACGGACGACAGCCGGCUCAGCCUGGGCCUGAUCACGGCCAGCCCCGAUGAACACGAGCCGCUCCUGAGCCGAGAGCGAGAGCAGCCUGACGCCAGAGCUGCGCCCUCGGGCGUGGCAGCCAUGCGCUCAGCCCGGCCCAACACUAACAACAACAACAGCAACACCGGGCUUGGCCAGGGGGACGGCAAUAGUGGUGGAGAGAGUGACGGAGGGGAGGAAGAGGGCAGCGCCGAGGGGACGAGCAGAGAGACCGUGGGGGAGAGCUCUGGGUCGGGUUCGGUUUUGGCAGACCCCCCGAGGGAAGCUACAGUCACCAUGAGGGGAGAGGCUCUGCUCAGGCAGCCUAGAGCUCGCAGACCAGAGAGACCCAACUCCUUGGACUUGUCCUUCACCACACAGGACCUUACCUCUUUAGGGGAGGGCUUGGUGAGACCCGACGGCACCUUGGGGACAGGUGAAAAAAUCAAGAAGCGCGUGAAGACGCCAUACUCUCUUAAAAAGUGGCGACCCACCACAUGGGUGAUCUCCACCGACACCCGGGGUCCGGAGGUCAACAACAAUGGGUCCACCCGAGGGCAGGGCCACACCCAGAACUGGCCCAAAUCCACUUCAGCCAUCUACCUGCAAGGCGGAGGCUUGGCCAGCGAGCCCAGUGACACACAAGUGUGAAUUCAGAGGUUCUACCUGGACUGAGAUAAACACAAAGGAUUAAAAAAAAAUUUUUUUUAAACGAAACGCGCUGCUCUGCUCUGAAUCAGCAGAAAAGAUGCUGCGGAGUGUGUCGCGAUCAGUCGAACCUGAUCUUGUACAUUACUUAGGUCUGUCUCGCUCCCUCAUGUCUUUCCGACGGCAUCGCUUUAAAUGGAAUCCAGCUAUGCAGCAUUCUCGUUCAUCGUUCUUCUCCAUCUCCAUCUCCUUUCGUUGUUUUCUUUGGGUUUUCUCCCUCCCCCCUCUGCCCCAUCAUAAGCAUAGCAAUUAAUCAGAUGGGUUUAUUUUUACUCCCCACGUGCACUUUCAACCAACUAAAAAUCAGUGUUCCUAACCCGCGUCUGUCGCGACCGCCGGAUAAAGUGGUCUCUAAACUUAAAUAGGCGAUGACAAACAAUCAACACUCUUACUUUGCUGUACGAAGCACGUUUAAUGUAAGCUCUGUAAAAAGAUGAAAAGAUUUGAUGUCUUAAAGACGGAACAAGCUACUUUUUUAUUGUUAUUAUUAUUAUUUCUGUAUGCAAUACCAUUUGUCUUUUAACCAUGUAUCUGUUUUUGUACUAUUCUUUUUAACUGUGCAAUAGGAUGUAGUUUUUAGAUGCUUUUGACGUUUUUAUGGCUUCCUUUUUUUUUAUCAUUAAUAUUUUGAUACAUUAAUCUUCGUUGCACUUAUGAAUUGUCACAAUCGUUAUGUUUUGCUUUACUUUAACAAUCCACGAGUGAUCUCCGUCCCCAUGAGCUCAAGAGGAGAAAAUGGAUGACAAUCCUCUCUUUUUUUUUUUUUUUCUUUCGCCUCUGAGCCGUCUUUAAAGGAGGGGGACACAGACAAAAACAAUCAACCCGAGCCGACUGGAGGACGUGGGUUCUGUCACACUGCUGUUCUUAACACUACAAUCACCUGAAUCAACCCUGCGGAGCGACCUGUUACAUCACCUGACCUCACUGUGGACUGACUGAAACACUACAAAGCCCAGAUUCUGCUGUUUUGCGUUUGAAACCAGAUACUUAAAAAAAAAAAUAGAAAAGAAAGACAUAGAAGCACGCUGGAUAUUAUUUCUGCUUCUAGUUCUCAUCCCUUGGUUGAAUGACUGAUUCACUGUGCGGGUGGGUGUGUGUGUGUGUGUGUGUGUGCACGUGCUAUAGAUCUUUGUCAGCAAGCAUCAUAUGUAGAGCCGUCACGGCCUGUACAGGCGUGCUUAAACGUCGUCAUACUUAUUCUAUAUUGUCAGCGCUGCUUCAGGGCAUAUGACAAGAUCUCAUUUAUGUUUUUGUAAUCUGUAAUUUGUAUAAAAAAAUAAUAAUAAUGAAGUUACGUGUAUUGCAUUAAUAUUUGCUUUAUUUUUUAUGGAAUUCUGUUGUGCAUUCAAUGGACACACAACCUCUGAUCCCAUUGCUAUGCGUCUGCUCGGUACAGUUUCUGUAAACACUUUCAAGUCAUUAUGGAAGAAAAUCUCAAUAAAUGUAUGAAAUAACGCA
Molecule: messenger RNA, 5519 nt
Organism: Xiphophorus hellerii (green swordtail)
Lineage: Eukaryota; Metazoa; Chordata; Actinopteri; Cyprinodontiformes; Poeciliidae
Product: bone morphogenetic protein receptor type-2
Exons: 13
Coding region: 879-4004 (1041 amino acids)
Biological process (GO): cellular response to growth factor stimulus; vasculature development; BMP signaling pathway
Cellular component (GO): signaling receptor complex; plasma membrane
Molecular function (GO): transforming growth factor beta receptor activity; ATP binding
Source: RefSeq, a predicted model, not a curated record